ACGCAACACGGCCGAGGGAGGAGGUAUACUAUUAGCCAUCAUACUCUGUGGUUGCCCGACCACAUCCCACCUUGUCUCUGAGCCUCGAGUUAUUUUUUGCUUUAUCAACCCAUUCUACUGGAAGGUCAUCCUUCCUUUCCCCAACAUUUCCCUUCGAUUUUAUCUUCCAAAACUCCACAAAGACUCUCUCACGUAAUGCAAGCCGAGAACGAAGCUGCCGAGACUAUCGAUUCCGCCACUUGGAACCAGCCCCAACCAGAUCCAGCCGCCGAGCCCGAAACGCGGGGAACAAGUCUUGAUAAUGAUCGCGGACGCGGGAACUAUGUCUCGUCCAACAUGACUCACGAAGCUACGAUCGGAAGGCCAGCACACCGCUUGAUGCGUCUACAAACCUUCUCACUAUCCGAAUUGAAUCCUCAAAAAUCACCCGAGCGUGACCGACCACUCUACUCUCUCGGGCGACCUUUUCCCGAACCCACCGCACUCCGGCGCCGGUCCCCAACUAAACUGAUUGAGGACAUUGCAGCGCAGAUGAAUCUGCAGACUGGUUCCUUGAAAAAUUUCCCUAUCUCCACUAAUCGGCCGCCGGAGUCAAGGGCGGAAUUGGCAGCCGGAUCGGUCACCCAAACCGGGAUGCACAUUCUAAGGUUGGGUGAUCUCUCUGAAGACCAAUACAUUGUGGCCACCCCCGAGUUACUCAGAAGCUUUCUAGAGGAGACCCGGAAUCGUGAUUCUCGAAGAGUUCGCACGAGCUUUCCAGUGGAUGACCACAGGAAUUCCCGAGGGACACAGGCCAGCCAACGCAGACACAGAGCCGACGAGUAUCAGGACCCCGUUGCUAGACCCGAGUUCAUCGGCAGACCAGAUCUUAGCGAAUCUACUGCGGUUGAACAAAAUGAGAAAGAUAAUGUUCCAGUAAGCCCGAAAAGUUACCGCUCCAGUAAUGUUAGCUUUGUUAGAGGUGCAGGUGGACUACCUCCCGUGACAAUAGCUCGAGAUCACACGGGAAAUCCGACUUACUCCAGCCGUUAUCGAAGGUUCAAAUCACUGAUCCGUGAGCCUGCCGCAGAAGCUUUGGCCUCGUUCUUACUGGCGGUGUUUAGUGGCGGAGCUUCAACACAGGUAUAUUUGACUGCCAAUAGUGCGAUAUCUUCUUCCCCCAAAGGGAACUACGCGACACAAUGCGUCGGGUCUGCAAUUGCAGUCAUGAUAGGAGUGUAUGUUGCCGGUGGAAUAUCUGGCGGCCAUCUCAACCCGACGGUGACCAUCUCACUGGCAAUUUUCAGAGACUUUCCGUGGCAAAAAGUUAUUCCGUAUUGCAGUGCUCAGGUUUUCGGAGGCUUGAUGGGAUCAUUGACCAUUCAAUUGAUAUACGCCGGCGGACUGGACGUAUACGAAGGUGGGGAGGGUAUUCGGACUAUCAGCGGCCCCUCUUCCACUGCUGGCUUUUUUCUAAGCUAUCCGGCACCAUACAUGUCCAAUUUUUGCAGCUUCUUUCAGCAGUUUCUUGAUUCAACCAUCGUUCUGCUAUUCAUCAUGGCCAUUGGUGAUCGCACAAACUCUCCUCCACCCGACGGUAUUAGCCCAAUCGUCUUCAUGUGUGUUGUGAUCGGCGUGGCGUUUGCACUGGGUUCGCAGACCUCCUAUGCUCUCAAUCCAGCAUUGGACCUCUCCAGUCGAAUUGUAGUCACCUUGAUGGGAUAUGGAACCUCUCAUUGGUCGUUCAGAGAUCAGUAUUGGAUAUGGAAUAAUUGGGUCUCGAAUCUCUUGGGAGCGUUAUUUGGAUGUUUUCUGUAUGACUUCUUUAUUUACGAGGGAGACGAUUCUCCUCUCAACCGCCCCUGGUCCUGGCAUUCUCCUCUCAACUUGAGCCCCAGAUCUUGGAGAGUUUCCUUUCCUUCGAUAAGGCGCAGAAAAACCUCUCAGGAAAAACCGGCUGAGAUUUUCAAAUUCUAGUCGACCUUUACAUUGUGUAAUUUGCCUCUUGUUAAUAUCGCUAUGUACUUGA
Molecule: messenger RNA, 2008 nt
Organism: Puccinia graminis f. sp. tritici CRL 75-36-700-3
Lineage: Eukaryota; Fungi; Basidiomycota; Pucciniomycetes; Pucciniales; Pucciniaceae
Exons: 13
Coding region: 196-1956 (586 amino acids)
Biological process (GO): glycerol transmembrane transport; water transport
Cellular component (GO): plasma membrane
Molecular function (GO): glycerol channel activity; water channel activity
Source: RefSeq, a predicted model, not a curated record